Messenger RNA from Vigna umbellata (rice bean), 1134 nucleotides. NCBI's taxonomy places the organism in Eukaryota, Viridiplantae, Streptophyta, Magnoliopsida, Fabales, Fabaceae. The record is from RefSeq and is a predicted model, not a curated record.
AUGCCUAGCAAAAAGAUGGAAGAGGUGGACAAGGAAAUAUUGGAAACCUUCAGGAAGGUAGAGGUAAACAUACCUCUACUUGAUGCAAUCAAACAGAUUCCAAAGUAUGCAAAAUUCUUGAAGGAGUUGUGCACACAUAAGAGGAAAAUGAAAGGCGAUGAAAGGAUCAACAUGGGUAGGAAUGUAUCCCCACUUAUUGGUAAGUCGGUCCCGCACAUUCCUGAAAAGUGCAAGGACCCAGGUACGUUUUGCAUUCCUUGUAUGAUUGGAAAUAGUAAAUUUGAAAAUGCCAUGCUUGAUUUGGGUGCUUCUAUUAAUGUCAUGCCUUUUUCUAUUUUUAAAUUUUUGUCUCUUUGUCCUUUUCAACCUACGUGUUUGGUCAUUCAGUUGGCCAACAGGAGUGUUACCCACCCAACAGGUUACAUAGAGGAUGUUUUGGUUAUGGUUGGUGAUCUUAUUUUUCCUGCCGACUUUUAUGUUUUGGAAAUGGAGGAGGGAUUCUCUCAUGGAUCCGCUCCCAUCAUCUUAGGCAGGCCUUUUUCGAAAAGUGCCCGAACCAAGAUUGAUGUGUAUGCUAAAACUUUAUCCAUGGAAUUUGCUGAUAUUGUGGUUCACUUUAAUAUUCUUAAUGAAAUGAAGUUCCCAGCUGAGGACCAUUCUGUUUUUAAGAUUGACAUGUUGGAUGACAUUAUUGAUAAAUAUGUGUUUGAUGAGUUUGAUUCUUUGCAUAAGAAAGAGCAUUCUUUUUUAUCUUCUCUACAUACAUGCAUUGAAUCUGAAUUUGAGAAUGAUGUUGAUUUUGAUGAGGAUUUUGAUAUCCAUGAUGUUGAUGAUGUAACUGUCAUGGAUAUUGAUUUGGAGUCUGAUGAGAUGGGUGUUCUGCCCUCACACACACCUACUCUUGGGUUGAAACAACUCCCAGAUAACCUCAAGUAUGCUUACUUGGAGGAUGAUGAGAAGAAACCUGUGAUCAUUUCCACCUCCCUUGAUGUUGUUCAAGAGGAGAAGUUGCUGAGAAAGCACAAGAGGGCCAUUGGUUGGACAUUAGCUGGCAUACUUGGCAUCAGCCCAUCUACUUGUAUGCACAUAAUUCUUUUAGAAGAGGGAGCAAAGCCGGUUAGGCAGCCACAAUGA